Molecule: messenger RNA, 958 nt
Organism: Pelecanus crispus (Dalmatian pelican)
Lineage: Eukaryota; Metazoa; Chordata; Aves; Pelecaniformes; Pelecanidae
Gene: CCDC92
Product: coiled-coil domain containing 92
Cellular component (GO): centriole
Source: RefSeq, a predicted model, not a curated record
GCAUGUCAGGAUGGCAACUUCAAACCUGGAGAACCAGCUACAGAGUGCCCAGAAGAAUUUGUUGUUUCUCCAGCGAGAACAUGCCAGCACACUGAAAGGCCUGCACGCUGAGAUUCGACGCCUGCAGCAGCACUGCACAGAUUUAACCUAUGAGCUGACUGUAAAGAGUUCAGACUUGUCAGGAAACGGUAGUUCAAGAAGUGAUGAACUCAAGAGAAAGUGUGAAGAUCUUGAAGCUCAGCUGAAAGUCAAAGAGGCUGAAAAUAAUGAAUUACUGAAAGAACUUGAACAAAAGAAUGCGAUGAUAAUGGUGCUGGAAAACACUAUUAAAGAAAGAGAAAAGAAGUAUUUGGAAGAGUUAAAAAUGAAAAGCCAUAAGCUCAAUAUGUUGUCAAGUGAACUAGAGCAGAGAGCGAGCACUAUUGCUUAUUUAACUUCUCAGCUGCACGCUACUAAGAAGAAGCUGAUGAGUUCAAGUGGGACUUCGGAGGGGACCCCUUCUGGCAGUCCCGUGUUGUCCAGCUAUAAGCCGUCCCCUCCCAAAGAUAAGCUGCCGGAGACUCCACGGCGCAGAAUGAAGAAGAGUCUGUCAACACCACUCAACCCCGAGUUCGAAGAGGCCUACAGAAUAGGGUCGGAUAGCCGGAAGCUGCUGUUAAGAGAGCCUGUGGAUGCCAUGCCUGAUCCCACGCCAUUUCUGUUGGCCAGGGAGACGGCAGAGGUGCACCUUAUUAAGGAGAGGCCGUUAGUCAUCCCACCUAUUGCUUCGGAUCGCGCGGCCGGUGAAUCGCACAGCCCAGCCCGAGAGAAGCAGCACAAGGCGCACAUUGGGGUGGCACAUCGCAUCCACCAUGUCACGCCCGCCCAGCCACAGCCGGAGGUCGAAGCGCUGGUGGUGGAUCAGGUCCACGGAAGCAAAGUGGCCAGAAAGCACUCAGGGACAGACAGAACUGUUUGA